UUGGCGCCAAAAAUUACCACGCGGAAAGGAAAGAGGAGGAGAGAGACAGCAAGUGGCACCCUUUUAAAACCUCCUUAUCUUCCUUAUCUCGCCUCCGCCAUAGCAACCAGUGACACAGUAGUGAGCCAAUUAACCUACAGAACAUCCCUAUAGGCCUGGGACGAUCUGGUAGGCUUAUAUAUUUUUUUAUUUGAUUUAUUUGAGAGUGGAGAGUUUGUUUACAUUUUUGGUGAGGCGGCACUAGUCAGCUGAUCCACUCCCCUGCUUCUAUUUUUUGUCUAUUUUCUGCCUCUGCCUCACUGAGAAGGAUAAGAAAAGAAAAAGACAAGGAAGAAAGCAGGAAAGGAAACAAGGAAAGAAAAGAAAACAGUGAAGGGAAAACAAGGAAAGGAAGGAAAAAGGGAAGAAGAACGAAAACAUCGUCAUAAUGUCACAAGGUGUGCGGAGGAGGGGUGAGAUGGCAGACAAGGCGAAGGGAACCAAGAAGCAGAAGACAGCAGGGAAAGGCGCACCACAGCGGAAGGUGGACUACAGCUUUGAUCCGUCCUUCAAGCUGCGGGAGCCCAAAGUGGAGAAGGUGGAGGGAUCAGGCGACUUCCAUCCUGUGUACUUCCUCCGCACUCACUCAAAGAACAACGAUCCAGCAGAUGUACAGACCCAGAUCUGGCAGUGUUCCUUUGAGCCGGACACACGCAAACCUGGCAGCAACACCAGCAUUGUGGCGACGUGUGGCGGCUCCUCCGUGUGUUUCAUCAACAUGCUGGACGGAGAAGUGGUGCUCAAAUACAAUCGAAGCACAAAAACUGCUACGGCCGGGGAGAACCUUUACGCACAAGUCUGGUCCACCAUUCCACUUGAUGACCUGGGCCUGAAAACCAUCAAUGUACUGGCAGCGGCUGGGGCUCGUUCCACAGUCCUCCUCAUCCACCCUGACGCUGGUGUGUGCUACCAAAUGUUCCGCACCGUUCCCAGCAAGGCAGCGGCGGUGGUGUGUGCCCUCCUCUUCCACCCUAAGAAGGCCACCUGGUUGUUUUGUGGGCACGAGGAUGGACAGAUACAGCUUUGGGACAUUGGGACGCCCACCUUACCAGGCUACGAGGUGAGCCAGGUGCAUCUCCUCACCAUCCCGCAGGGCCGGGACGUGUACAACCUGGCCUUCUCCUGCGCCCACGACCUACUCAUUGCUGGCUGUGACGGCGGCCUGUAUGCGUGGAAGGUGGACCUCAAGAAGAUAGAAGAGAAUGAAAGGCUGGAGAGGAUGGAGUUUGUCUUGCCUGAGGUGGAUGGCAAUGGGUCAGUGCUGGACAGUAUUGCCAUGCUGAGAGAUGACCUUCUGGCAGCUAAGUGUGCUCUACAUGGCCAGAUCUACGUCUUCUCAGUCAGCCGGGCUCUCAACGCUGCUAAAUAUAAUAAGAAUCGUGGACAGCUCCAGUCUGAGGUGAAGAACAACAUGAUGGUCAGCCUGAGGUGGAGUGACACUGACAACUACUACAUGAACAUGGGAGUGGACCCCAGGUCGUGUGUGCUGGUGUGCGGUGAUGACAAGGGGCUCUGGGUGUAUGACCUGGCUGACCUGGUGACGGGGAAGGUCAGUUCACCCCUUACUGGAGGGUCACCCAUUGCACAGCAGGAGCCUGUCAAGAUACUGGAAUGGCCCGAGCUGGAGGACGCUGAGGUGGAGAAAGCAAGGAAACUGCGAUUAGACACAUAUGACAUAGUAGUGGACAAGUGUGCAGUGUCGUAUGGAGCCCAGCACAUUGUGGCAGUCACUUCAAACAACAUGGUGUGCAUCUGGAGGCAUGGGAAGGAGGAGGAGGAGGAGGAGGAGGAGGAAGAGGAGGCAGGGAAGAAAGAAGAGAAGAAAGGAGAUGGGAAGUAGAUAUAGAAAGACAGAGAUAAUAGGAGUUUUUAGUUCAAAGAUAAAGAGUGUGUGAUAUUUUUUUAUAGAGUGAAAUUACGGAUUGUUUUUUAGUUGUAGAAAGGAUGUGUGUGUGUGUUUAGUGAAGAAAGGAAGAAGGAAAAGGAAAAAAAAAGAAUGAUGUUUAGAAUAAGAUGGAGAAAGGAAUAGAAAUGACACUAAUGUUUUAGAUAAAGUAGAAAAAUUAUGUUGAUUAGAUACAAGAAAGAUAUUUGUGUGUUUAGUGAAGACAUUAGAUAAAGUAGAAAAAUUAUGUUGAUUAGAUACAAGAAAGAUAUUUGUGUGUUUAGUGAAGAAAGGAAGAAAAGAGGAAAAAAGAAUGAUGUUUAGAA
This is a messenger RNA of Portunus trituberculatus (swimming crab), 2250 nucleotides long. Its product is annotated as leucine-rich repeat and WD repeat-containing protein 1-like. Gene Ontology annotation, biological process: establishment of protein localization to chromatin; chromatin organization. Gene Ontology annotation, molecular function: chromatin binding; protein binding. Gene Ontology annotation, cellular component: nuclear origin of replication recognition complex. Lineage: Eukaryota; Metazoa; Arthropoda; Malacostraca; Decapoda; Portunidae. The record is from RefSeq and is a predicted model, not a curated record.